GUCCAUAGGCCUGGCUGCACCACACUUCACUGCGUUCAGUGAAGGGCGCAAGGUUGCUUAUCAGGUAUUCAAAGCCAUUGAUGCGGAGCCAGCAAUCCACAGUGAUGCUGAUGGAAGAAUGAUACUUCGUCUUCGUGGAGAGGUUGAGUUCAGAAGAGUGAAAUUUGCAUUCCCGCAUAUCCUGAGUCAGCCACUGUUUUCUGGUCUUAGCCUACUCCUUCCUGCAGGGAAAACCGUAGCAUUGGUUGGUCCCUCUGGCUCAGGAAAGAGCACACUGCUGGCGCUGCUACUCCGUUUCUACGAUCCCCAAGAUGGCAUGGUGCUGAUCGACCAUCACAAUAUCAGACGACUACAGUUGAAGUGGUUGCGAAGGCAAAUCGGGAUUGUGGGUGAUGAUCCUGCUAUCUUCAGUGCAACCAUUAGGGAGAACAUUAUGUAUGGCAAGGAAGGGGCGAAUUUACAGGAGGUGGAGAUGGCUGCUAGGCUUGCCAAUGCAAACGACUUCAUCGUGUCCCUCCCAGACAAGUAUGAAACACAGGUUGGCGAUUGUGGUCAGCCGUUAACGGCUGGUCAGCGGCAGCGAAUUGCAAUUGCACGCACUUUAAUUCGCAAUCCCUCAAUUUUGCUUUUGGAUGAACCAACUCUGGGCGUAGACCCCGUCUCGGAGCGAAUGGUGUUGAAAGCUGUUGAUAACAGCAUUGCUGGUCGUACAGCAAUCGUUGUGACUAACCGGUUGUGGACUAUACGCAACGCAGACUUGAUUGUCGUGCUGCAUGAUGGGCAACUUGUGGAGGCAGGUCAGCAUGAUGAACUGAUGUCAAGAGGACCGGUAGGCUUCUAUGCCAGAAUGGUUAUGGAGCAAGAACAAACCUCAAGUCAAGGACGGAGGAAACACAGGGGUGGGGGUGACAGCAGUCGUUCAUUAUCGAGCAGGCUGAGGGGUCCCAGCAGAAACGACACCACGGAUUCUCGAGGGCCGGGAUCAGAAAAGCUAAAACAGGGGCCAGAUGUUGGGCAUCAGCGACAGUCGUCGGACUUUUUUUCACUCGUUCGAACAUUUGCUUUCAGCAUAUCAGGCCUCAGUGACCACAGCCUGGACUACACCUGCUCUGUGGACUUCAGUAUUGGUGAAGAGAAAAAAAGGCUCAUCCGACGACCUCCGACAGACAUGAAUGGCUGGAUUCAGUCUUUGGCGUAUGCGGUGUCUGGAUUGAAUGCCAAGAGCGAUAGUAAAGAGAGCUGCAAGUCUUCUGCCACACAGGAGCCUAAGGUUGAGAAAAUGCUCGGGAAAGUGGAUGAUAAGGGGAGGGUUGAAAAGCCCAUGGUGUCCCACAUGUUCAAUGACCUGAGGGAUGACUUUUGCUGCCCAGGACCUUGGCCGUAUAUUAAGUGGCUGCUGUUUGUCAGAACUCCUGACAAAGGCUUUGGAUUCCUAGGGGUAGUUGGAGCCACAGCUUCUGGGGCUGUUUUCCCCCUAUGGGGCUUGCUUUUGUCAAGGAUUGUUGAAGCAUACUUUGCUGAUUAUCAUGCGGUGACAACUGAGACAAGAGUUUGUUCUUUAGGAUUAAUUGGACUUGGCAUUGGUUGCUUGAUAGCAUACAGUUUGCAGCACUGGAGCCUGGCUAUCAUUGGAGAGCGCCUCAUCAAGUCUAUCAGAGAAACGUUGUUUAUGUCGAUUCUGAAGCAAAAGUCACCGUAAGGGCACGGGUUGUGUCCCUUUCCCGUGCAGUGGGUAUAGUUACAGACCACCUAAGGUUGGCCACACCUGGCGGCUGCCCCCAUGCGCACUCAGCUCUUGUUCCAUGUUCUUUGAGAUAAUCAUUCUAUGCUGGUUCAUGCAUGUGUCAAUUUCUUGGUGACAUCUCUUUAUGUAGGCAUUGUUGGCCUAUCGGUGCAGCUCCUGGCAUUGCUGCUAUGGGCACACUCAUUGGGAGAUGCAGUUUCACAUUCAAACCGAGCUCCCUCUUUGAAAAUGUUGCUGGCGGUGAACAGCAGACAAAAAGGGCAAUGGCAGGAUCCCAACAUGAGCCGUUGGGCCUGAAGUCCUUUCACUUUGUGCACUCACAUCCAUUUCUUUGCGUUGGAAAACUGAAAAAUAAAUAAAUAGAUGUUUCAUAACUCGUCAACAAUGAAUCUGCAAUUUUAAG
Chara braunii is the source of this 2147-nucleotide messenger RNA. The record is from the annotation of a GenBank genome assembly. NCBI's taxonomy places the organism in Eukaryota, Viridiplantae, Streptophyta, Charophyceae, Charales, Characeae.